AUGUUUUCUAAAGCUUUGGGACGUCAAUUUUCUCGUCCUUUUGUCAGCGAGACUACUUUGUCCCAGCCAAUUACUCGUUCCACACUAAUCUCCAACGGGCUGACUGUCGCUACUGAGACUAACCCAUACGCACAAACAGCCACUGUGGGAGUAUGGAUCGACGCUGGUAGUCGGGCUGAGAAUUCAAAAAACAACGGCGCAGCGCAUUUCCUUGAGCAUAUGGCUUUCAAGCUCGAACUUUUUAUUGAAAAUAUUGGUGCACAUUUAAAUGCUUAUACAUCUCGAGAACAAACUGUAUAUUACGCCAAGACUUUUAAACAUGAUGCUGCAUCCGCAGUUGAAAUUUUGUCCGAUAUUCUGCAAAAUUCCACGUUGGAAGAAAGUGCUAUUGAACGUGAGCGAGAAGUCAUUUUGCGAGAACAAGAAGAAGUAGAUAAGCUUCUUGAUGAAGUGGUUUUCGACCACUUGCACGCUACAGCCUUCCAAGGACAUUCAUUGGGCCGUACCAUUCUUGGACCUAAGGAAAAUAUUCUCUCGCUUAAACGAGAAGAUCUUGUCGACUAUAUUGCCAAGAAUUAUACCGCUGACCGCAUGGUUUUGGUAGGAACCGGUGGAAUUGAACAUGAUGAACUUGUUAAAUUGGCUGAAAAGCAUUUUUCUUCUCUCCCUGCAUCGUCAAAUGCCUUAUUCUCUCCAUAUGUCGAAAAGCCUCCGUUCACUGGUUCCGAAGUUCGAGUCAGAAAUGAUGAAUUACCACAGGCCCAUAUAGCCCUUGCUGUUGAAAGCGUUGGAUGGACAUCGCCCGAUUAUUAUACUAUGCUUGUUGCCCAAGCUGUAAUUGGUACAUGGGAUCGCUCUCUUGGUGCUGCCCCUCAUGCUUCGUCUCGUCUUUCUCACAUCGUUUAUAAACACCAUCUCGCAAAUUCCUACCAUGCAUUCAAUACAAGCUAUAGCGAUACUGGAUUGUUUGGCAUUUAUCUUGUUUCUGAAAACAAAACACAACUAGACGACUUGGUACAUUUCGCCUGUAAAGAAUUAUGGAGGUUGCACACAUCAGUCACAGAGGCAGAAGUAGAACGUGCUAAGCAACAACUCAAAGCUUCGCUUUUGUUGAACCUCGAUGGUACAACGGCCAUCGCUGAAGAUAUAGGACGUCAAUUAAUAACAACAGGCAAGAGACACAGUCCGAAGGAAGUUGAAUCUAUUGUAUCCAAUAUCACGGCCAGUGAUGUUCGUCGUUGCGCGGGCGAAUACAUAUGGGAUAGAGAUGUCGCAGUAGUUGGUGUUGGGCCAGGUAUACCUUACUUGAAGUAA
Messenger RNA from Racocetra fulgida, 1314 nucleotides. The record is from the annotation of a GenBank genome assembly. Lineage: Eukaryota; Fungi; Glomeromycota; Glomeromycetes; Diversisporales; Gigasporaceae.